This is a messenger RNA of Pyricularia oryzae 70-15, 2122 nucleotides long. RefSeq lists its product as uncharacterized. Lineage: Eukaryota; Fungi; Ascomycota; Sordariomycetes; Magnaporthales; Pyriculariaceae. Gene Ontology annotation, molecular function: hydrolase activity. The transcript has a single exon. The record is from RefSeq and is a predicted model, not a curated record. Bases 490 to 1863 code for a protein of 457 amino acids.
GAUGGAGCCAUUCUUGCCAUUACAGCAAAACAAGCAAUUCGAGCUGAUCUCCAUGACGUCUAACACCAUCUUACACCCUUCCAACGUUGCAACCAAGCCAAGCGGCGUCACUUCACUGCUUGAAGCGGUACCUGGUCCAAUCCAAUCAAUACCUACGCUGCAUGUGUCAGCUGAACAACGUUUUUCUCACAGGCACAGGUCUGAGUAUGACCGUGGCCCAGGGUUACAAGGUCAAUGAUUGCCUCAGUUACAGGACUCAUUCAAUCAUGUCGGACACGGCUAGAACACAACCUUGCCGCUUAUCCGAUCUUAGCGACCGAACAACGACUUUGUCUCUCGUAUACCCGACCUACGUUCAGCCCACCUAUUGACUACUAGAAUUAGACUGGACGUAUAAUUUUUUUUAGUGAAGUGAUAACCUCAUUUCCUAGUGUUCCGGGGUUCCCUUUUUUUGCUUUUUGCUUUCUUUUUUUUUUUAGCAACACUUAAAUGGGUUCGCCCUCACCCGGCACCGCUACCAGCCCACCAGAAGAUGGUGACACAGCGGAUGACUAUGUGAACCCCUUGGACCAAAGUCCUCGAUGGGCCCUGGCCACAAGGGCAUAUGCAAUACGAUCGGGUGCUAGUUUGGGGUUUGGUAUUUCAAAUGCUUGGGCUCCGCCCGAGCUGGCGCCCGUCAAAGUGAUAUGGCUCGAUGCUCUCUUGGGCGACUGGAAGGCGAAGCGGGCUAUUCGCGUCGACGUCUGGGAGCCUCCUUCACAGCCAAACACCGAUAAGCCAGACUUUCCAUCCACCUCACAGUCUUCAGCUUCAGAUUUGCUCGCGCUAGCAGCUCCAAAUGUCGUCGUCAAGACCCCAACGGACGAAAUCGACGAUAAUGCCAGCAUUAAAUCGGGGUGCAGCAGCGCCCUCUCAAGUAGUGGGAGGAGCAGCAGCUCCAAAUUGGGCACUCCCAAGAGGCCUAGGAUUUACAAAGUGGCCAGCAACCUGAGCUCCAGAAGCUCAAGGUCGAUUGCCAGUAUCCGGUCCCGACUAUCGAGGAGUAAUACUGCCUCGGGACUAUCCUUGGAUUCAAUCCCCAAGCGCCCCGUCGUUAUCAACUUCCACGGCGGCGGGUUCGUGGUCGGCGAAGGCACAGACGACUCGCGGUGGUGCUCAGCCGUUGCCAAAUCCUUGAAUGCCGUCGUGUUCUCUGUGAGCUACCGCCUGGCUCCAGGGUAUCCUUUUCCCAACGCCGUAGAAGACUGCGCCUCGGCCAUAGUCCAGAUCUGCUCUCAGGAUAUGGCGUCUCAGUAUGCUAUCGAUACAUCGCGCGUCAUUCUCUCGGGCUUCUCAGCCGGCGGCAACCUCGCGCUCGCCAGCUGGGUCGCACUCCAAGACCCCGCCCGGUGGGGUUACGAAUCGGUUUUACCUUCGCCGCCUCUGGAGAUGGCCGGCCUAGCUCUCUUUUAUCCUUUGCUAGACUGGACCAUCGCCCGGGACACCAAACGGCAGCGCUGCGAACGUCCAGACCUAACACUCCCGAAAGGACUGACGGAUUUGUUUGAUGCGUCCUACAUCUACCCACCCCUGCAGAGUAGCAAGCGGGACGACCCGCGUCUUUCCCCAGGUCUCAUGUCAGAUCGUAUGCUUCAGCAGCUCCCACCCGUGCACUUUUGCCUGUGCGAGUAUGACAUGCUUCUCGCCGAGGGCCUGACGUUCACAGAGAGACUUAAGAGUCACGGUAGGAUUGUCGAGACUCGUGUCGUCAAGGGCGAGAAGCACGCGUGGGACAAGCCGCCGCUGUGGGCGCCCAAGGAGAACGCGGCGGUCGAGUACGAGGCUGCGAUUGAGUCGCUGAAGACCUGGGUUGGGUUGGAUUAGCUAACUGGAUUGUUCUGCGCCAUAUAGAAUGUAUAUACCUAUACAUGUAUAUAUCUCAUGUCACUCGAGCAGUUUUUUAGAUCUGAAUGCGGACUUUACUGUUGACGGACUGGAGUGUGGCGAUGGGGUUCAAUCUCUAUGAAUUUGUUGCUGUUUUUAAACUUUUAUUAAAUGCUAAUACUUUGCCUUGUUGAUCACUUUUUAUCCUUCCAUCACGGCUAUUUUUAGUGUUGUUCGUAUUAGCUAAAGUUAAGGUACG